This is a messenger RNA of Frankliniella occidentalis (western flower thrips), 1394 nucleotides long. RefSeq lists its product as uncharacterized. The coding region runs from base 999 to 1394 and encodes 131 amino acids. NCBI's taxonomy places the organism in Eukaryota, Metazoa, Arthropoda, Insecta, Thysanoptera, Thripidae. The record is from RefSeq and is a predicted model, not a curated record. The transcript has 3 exons.
GUAACGCGUCUUGUCUAAAAGACGUGUCGGCUUACGUUUGUGGAAAGUGAUAUAGUAAGAUAACUGUAAAUAUUUGUGAGGGUCCCACACUUCGUCAAACAUAUGUCAGUGUGUUUUACGUAACGAAAUGUAAGAUACACUUGUCACACUUUAGUCGUUAGUUUUGAUGUCAAAAGGACGGCCAUUUCAUGACCAGUUUUGUAUUGCUAACCAACGUGAACACCUAUGUCAAAACGAUAUUAUCGGAAAAAUUUCUCACUCUGUUCCGCUCUGUUCAAACUAAAAGAAAUCGCAGAUCUUUGAAGGUUCUUUUUUCAAGGCUUAAACUGGCUUAGACUCAUUCAAAACUUUCGUUUCGGAGAUGGACUGUGCCUCUUCAAAGUAUGCGUCACACCCCUUCUUUUUUGGCCCUCCACGCGCCUCCUCGACCGCGGACCGCGGCUCCGCGUUUGAGGUCAUGGACCCUGUCCGUAGGAGUCCAGUAGACCAGUCUUAGUCCAGUCGCCGCGCUGCGCUUCGAUGGAUAGCGUGGUCGCAGGUCAGGGCCGCCGUGUUCCGACUUCUGCCAUCACGACAAUGUAUAUGUGUAGAAGCGUGCCUUUGUAUAAAGGAAAUGCCCGAAAAAGACUACCUACACUCUCCUCCACUCCGCCCUCCGCCCACAAAUCCAUGGUUUGUAUUUUUAUUGUACGCGCUUGUAGCACCAAACACUCAGACAACGUUAUGAGAACGUUAUUUCCCAGCCAGAAAUGGCAUGUCGUAACGCCGUCAUUUCGACGUCGUUGGUCGUACCAGAGGUCCAAAAAUACGUCGAAACGAUGAAUUUUUCGACAAGUCGAUGUCGAUUCGACGGAAUAUCGAUACGACGUUUCUGGCUGGGUUUGGUUCUCUGGAGGUUCCGUAAACGUUCUAAGAACGAUAUGUGCUACAAGAGGCGGUGGCACCUUAAUGGGCACCAGGCCAGAGUUUGAGAAAACUUGCUUCUAGGUGCUGCUGUCAUGGAUUGUGUCAGAUGUAACAGGCCGUUCGUCACCGGAGAACGCCCCCUGAUCCCCAAGGUCCUGCCGUGUGGGCACACGGUGUGCCUGCGGUGCCUCCGAGAACAACUGCCUGUCAGCGAGUGCCCGAUAGCGGCGUGCCGGCAGGCAUUCAAUGGCCCACCAGAGGAACUUCCCACCAACUUGGCAUUGGUGAACGUGCUGAAUGUGAUGGUGCGAGAUUUCCGGAACCAGGGGCUCCUGGGCCUGGGGCCCUUGGGCCUAGCGCGCCUGGGCCUGGGGCUGGGGCCCCUAGCGCGCGUGGGCCUGCGACCUAGUCGGAUUCACACUGACAUUGUGUCAGGAGUGUCAAUUUUCUUGCGCUUUGAACUUGACCUUGAAGAAAAACUUAAAUAA